AUGAGUGUUGUUCCAUAUGCAUAUGAAUGUUAUAAGUCUAGCGUACUUCAAUAUAAAGAAUAUACUCUCAGAAUUACUGAUAAUGCUUUAGUCAUACAUAAAGAAGGUGCUGAUGAAGACAUUACCAUCGGUCCUGGUAUAUUACCUAUCGAGCAACCAGAUGGUACAAUUGUUGAAACAGACUUAAAUCAAUACCUUCAAGCGUUACAGAAUCGUGUGACAAAAGUAGAGAAUAAUUACUUAGAUGCUCCAUUCUUCACAACUGAUAGAGAUUAUAUGUUUUCAUGUAUGGCGAGUAAUGGUUUGCAAGAAACUCGUGAGGUAAAUAUUAAUGAAGCAUUAGAGACUAUAAUAUAUCAUGUUAAACGGUUAUUAUCGAUUGACCAUGGAGUUCAUUUUGACCCAAGGUCUACACUGUUCAAUAUACCAAUGAUUGAAAACAGUCAAUUAACAUUUAAAGAAGAUACAUUGUAUAAUGCUUUAAACGCAGCAUUUGCUUAUAUAUUAGGUCAUGAACAAGUACAAAAUAGUGGUAUUGCAAUAUACUUAGAUAAAGUUAUGUUAAAGAAACCAUUGACAUUCACAGAAGAUGGUCCAAAAGCAACUGGUAUUGUUGGUGAUGGAACAUUAUUGACGAAAGAAUACUUAGCAAGUCAUGUCGGAGAAUUUUUCUCCACUAAUGAUAGCAUCAGUACAACACCAGAAGUUAUUUUAUUGAAGAAACCAAUCACAUUUGAUGUUAAAGGAAAGACAAAAGCAACUGGUAUAG
Messenger RNA from Trichomonas vaginalis G3, 769 nucleotides. Its product is annotated as keratin-associated protein family. The transcript has a single exon. The record is from RefSeq and is a predicted model, not a curated record. Lineage: Eukaryota; Parabasalia; Trichomonadida; Trichomonadidae. The annotation marks the transcript as partial.